This is a messenger RNA of Bubalus bubalis (water buffalo), 8585 nucleotides long. RefSeq names its product neurotrophic receptor tyrosine kinase 3 (gene NTRK3). Gene Ontology annotation, cellular component: plasma membrane; axon; signaling receptor complex. Gene Ontology annotation, biological process: protein phosphorylation; regulation of phosphatidylinositol 3-kinase/protein kinase B signal transduction; multicellular organism development. Gene Ontology annotation, molecular function: neurotrophin receptor activity; ATP binding; neurotrophin binding. The transcript has 17 exons. The coding region runs from base 674 to 3151 and encodes 825 amino acids. NCBI's taxonomy places the organism in Eukaryota, Metazoa, Chordata, Mammalia, Artiodactyla, Bovidae. The record is from RefSeq and is a predicted model, not a curated record.
GGCCGCGAGGAGGGAGGGGAGAGGAGGAGGGAGGGGGAGAGAGGGAGGGGGCCGAGGAAGACGCUCCGAUAACCCGUGCGUUUCGUAAGGCUCGGAGCACUUGUGCAUUUCUGCAGGCGCGCGGCGAGCCAUUCGCGGCGGCUGCUGCGGCUCCGACUGCAUCUUCCCCUCCUCCCGGCGCCGGGUGUAUGGAUGUGUGAGUGUGUGUGAGUGUGUGUAUUUUGCAGGUGUGUCCGUUUUAAUUCUGCCCAGUAGGUGGGACUUGGUGACUUUCGCACCAUAUUUUCCUUUUGCCUUUUUUUUUUUUUUUUUUUUUUGCCUCCCCACCGUCUGUUGCCACCCUGCAAAGUCUCGGAGUCGGAGAGCAGUCGGCUCGCUUCCCGAGCCCCCGGACCCGGCGAGCCGGCGAGCGCCGAGCCGGCCACCAUGCCAGGCAGACCGCGGCACUAGGCGCUCCCCGCGGCUCCCACCCAGCGGCGGCGGCGGCGGCCGCGAUGGUUUCAGACGCUGAAGGAUUUUGCAUCUGAUCGCACGGCGUUUCAAAGGCAGAGGCCCCCUCCCCCUUCCCCCCUCCCUCGCCGUCUUUGUUUCCUUCCCCCCCCAGCUCUCCCCACUCCCCCCACCCCACCCCCUCUCCUCUCCUCCUCCUCUUUUUUAGAAGCAGCGAUCGGAGAUGGAUGUCUCUCUUUGCCCAGCCAAGUGUAGUUUCUGGCGGAUUUUCUUGCUGGGAAGCGUCUGGCUGGACUAUGUGGGCUCCGUGUUGGCUUGCCCUGCAAAUUGUGUCUGCAGCAAGACUGAGAUCAAUUGCCGGCGGCCGGACGAUGGGAACCUCUUCCCGCUCCUGGAAGGGCAGGAUUCAGGGAACAGCAAUGGGAACGCCAGCAUCAACAUCACGGACAUCUCAAGGAAUAUCACUUCCAUACACAUAGAGAACUGGCGCGGUCUGCACACGCUCAACGCUGUGGACAUGGAGCUCUAUACUGGCCUCCAAAAGCUGACCAUCAAGAACUCAGGACUUCGGAACAUCCAGCCCAGAGCCUUCGCCAAGAACCCCCACUUGCGCUAUAUAAACCUGUCAAGUAACCGGCUCACCACACUCUCAUGGCAGCUCUUCCAGACGCUGAGUCUUCGGGAAUUGAGGUUGGAGCAGAACUUCUUCAACUGCAGCUGUGACAUCCGCUGGAUGCAGCUGUGGCAGGAGCAGGGGGAAGCUAAGCUCAACAGUCAGAACCUCUACUGCAUCAGCGCCGACGGCUCCCAGCUGCCGCUCUUCCGCAUGAACAUCAGCCAGUGCGACCUUCCCGAGAUCAGCGUGAGCCAUGCCAACCUGACAGUGCGAGAGGGCGACCAUGCUGUCCUCACCUGCAACGGCUCAGGCUCGCCCCUGCCCGAUGUGGACUGGAUGGUCACCGGACUGCAGUCCAUCAACACCCACCAGACAAAUCUGAACUGGACUAACGUACACGCCAUCAACCUGACGCUGGUAAAUGUGACGAGUGAGGACAACGGCUUCACCCUGACGUGCAUCGCUGAGAAUGUGGUGGGCAUGAGCAAUGCCAGCGUGGCCCUCACUGUCCACUACCCCCCGCGUGUGGUGAGCCUGGAGGAGCCCGAGCUGCGCCUGGAGCACUGCAUCGAGUUCGUGGUGCGCGGCAACCCGCCGCCCACACUGCAUUGGCUGCACAAUGGCCAGCCGCUGCGUGAGUCCAAGAUCAUCCACGUGGAGUACUACCAGGAGGGCGAGGUCUCCGAGGGCUGCCUGCUCUUCAACAAGCCCACCCACUACAACAACGGCAACUACACCCUCAUCGCCAAGAACCCCUUGGGCACCGCCAACCAGACCAUCAAUGGCCACUUCCUCAAGGAGCCCUUUCCAGAGAGCACGGAUAACUUUGUCUCUUUCUACGAAGUGAGCCCCACCCCUCCUAUCACUGUGACCCACAAACCAGAGGAAGAUACUUUUGGGGUAUCCAUAGCAGUUGGACUUGCUGCUUUUGCCUGUGUCCUGUUGGUGGUUCUGUUUAUCAUGAUCAACAAGUAUGGGCGACGGUCCAAAUUUGGAAUGAAAGGUCCUGUGGCUGUCAUCAGCGGUGAGGAGGACUCGGCUAGUCCCCUGCAUCACAUCAACCAUGGCAUCACCACGCCCUCGUCGCUGGAUGCCGGGCCAGACACGGUGGUCAUCGGCAUGACCCGCAUCCCGGUCAUCGAGAAUCCCCAGUACUUCCGUCAGGGACACAACUGCCACAAGCCAGACACAUACGUGCAGCAUAUUAAAAGGAGAGACAUCGUGCUGAAGCGAGAGCUGGGCGAGGGAGCCUUUGGAAAGGUCUUCCUGGCCGAAUGCUACAACCUCAGCCCCACCAAGGACAAGAUGCUUGUGGCUGUGAAGGCCCUGAAGGACCCCACCCUGGCAGCCCGGAAGGAUUUCCAGAGGGAAGCCGAGCUGCUCACCAACUUGCAGCAUGAGCACAUCGUCAAGUUCUACGGGGUGUGCGGGGAUGGGGACCCCCUCAUCAUGGUCUUUGAGUACAUGAAGCAUGGAGACCUGAACAAGUUCCUCAGGGCCCAUGGGCCAGAUGCAAUGAUCCUUGUGGAUGGGCAACCGCGCCAGGCGAAAGGCGAGCUGGGGCUCUCCCAGAUGCUCCACAUCGCCAGUCAGAUCGCCUCCGGCAUGGUGUACCUGGCCUCCCAGCACUUCGUGCACCGGGACCUCGCCACCAGGAACUGCCUGGUUGGAGCCAACCUGCUGGUGAAGAUUGGAGACUUCGGCAUGUCCAGAGAUGUCUACAGCACCGAUUACUACAGGGUGGGAGGACAUACCAUGCUCCCGAUUCGCUGGAUGCCCCCCGAAAGCAUCAUGUACCGGAAGUUCACUACGGAGAGUGACGUGUGGAGCUUUGGGGUGAUUCUCUGGGAGAUCUUCACCUAUGGAAAGCAGCCAUGGUUCCAGCUCUCAAACACAGAAGUCAUCGAGUGCAUCACCCAAGGCCGUGUUUUGGAGCGGCCCCGAGUCUGCCCCAAAGAGGUGUAUGAUGUCAUGCUGGGGUGUUGGCAGAGGGAACCACAGCAGCGGCUGAACAUCAAGGAGAUCUACAAGAUCCUCCAUGCUUUGGGGAAAGCCACCCCCAUCUACCUGGACAUCCUUGGCUAGCAGUGGCCGGUGGUCACAAAUCCAUAUUCUGUUGCCUCUUCUCUCCUGGCCUCACCCCAUCCCUCUUUUCCACCUCACAGACUAUUUUCUUCCAUCCUUGACUGAAGCAAACAUCUUCAUAUAAACUCAAGUGCCUGCUACACAUACAACACUGAAAAAGAAAGAGAAAAACCCUGUAAGGCAGUUUGGCAUAUAUAUAUAUAUAUAUAUUUAUAUAUCUAACUAUCUAUCUAUCUAUAUCUACAGAGAGAUACCCUCUUCUCUAAUGCACAGAGAAGCUGCUGAUACAGAAACUGCAAGACUGUAAUGACAACCCAGAAAAUCUUAUAUAUUAUGAACGCAAUUGGAAAUUUGCGUAGGUGUAGGCUGUGGCCUGUAUUUCUUCAGCUCUGUCUUUUGAGAGUGGAAGAUCUUAAAGAUGCAGAGAGACAAUCUUUGUAUUGGGAUGGGAGGAGCUGGGGAGGAGUGCCAACCACUUCUGCAUGGGUGUGAUCACCUGCACAGGUGUGUUAGCCUCAAGCUCUACACAGGCGCAUGGGCAGACCGUGUUAACAGGGUCAGAAAGGAAAGAAUACCAGACCAGGGGCCACUGGAACACCUCACGCCUCCCCUGACCAUCGUCUCCACCGCCUUCCUCCUCUCCACCACUUCCGGACAAUUUUCUAACUUGUUCUUUCUGGAAAGUACAGUCCUCAUGCUUUGGGGAGUCAACAGUGGCGCCUACAAGUAAACACUGAACAAACAACAGCAAAACACGAAACCAUGGCCACAGUGGACUACAUCCAUCUGGGUGUAAACCACGCCUUCCUUUCUAAAUCUGAAAGAGAGGUGUCAUCUAUCCUCUGAACUUCAAAAACUGGACUUGCUGGAUUUAACGAGCCACAGAAUUAAAAGCCGAAAUCUGAACCCUGUCAUGGCACUGCCUUCUGUCUUUCCAUCAGGCAAAGACUCCUUGGCCUCGCCUCCCACAUUCAGGCUGCUGGGGAGAUAAGGGGGGCUUUGGACACCCCCAUGUUGUCUGUAAAUGUGGAUGUAGCAGGGUUCCAACAGCAGGAGAGUUCUUGCCUCGCAGGUGUUUGAAGGUGUGCCCCCUCUGGGUCCUCCGUGUCUCAUCCUGUCUCCUCUAGAUUCUAGCUUCCACUUCUUGGGAGCCCUGUUAAGCCCCAGGUAAACCCCGCUGCUGGAAAAGGGGGCCAGGUCCAGCCAGAGGCACAGGCAGUGCUUGUUUCAGAGAGUCAGGUGAUGGUGUGGGCAGGAGCCAGCAGGGGAGACUCUAUUUGGCACCUGCACCUGGCCCCUUGGCAUUCCCCUCACGUUUCCAGCCCCUGGAAGGAUUGAUGCAUCUGCCUUUGAGCCGCUGUGAAAAUGCAGGGGCUGAGGAAUCGCUUUUGUGGGCUGGGGGCGGGGGAGGGGCCGAGGCUGCUUUGGGAGGCGUCCAAUGGCCACCGCUGCGGGCUGGGCAUCUUAAUGAGGAUGGAGCCCCGACCAGGGAGAGAGAACGAAGAAGCAUCUGGGCUGGGGCCAGCUGCGUCUGCCCCGGCACCAGGGGGAUCACUGCCUUCUCAGUGGCUGCUGUCAAGGACCAUGAUGGGGUGGGUCUCUGGGCCCCCUGACCCAUGACCACAAGAGGCCCAUGGAAACCGACAGCCUGGCCCCAGGGAGCCCUCCCGCGGGGGAGGAGAGGCUGUGCUUCUCCCAGGCCACCGGCCCUACCGAAUGGACUGGCCUUUUGCCCAACUGGCAUCUCCGGGUCCCCUGACCUGCCUCCCUCUCUGCCAGCUUAAGGGACAAUCGGCAGCCUGGACGUUCUGGUCAGCUGCUGGACAGUCAUCCUGUGUGGGGUUCGGGAGACUGAAUUCUGUGUUUGUGGCUUUGCUUCUUUUUUUAAGACCCACAAAUAUUUUUAUCCGGAUAGAAAAGAGCAGCGCUCAGACGGUGGGGCACGGGUGCGCUGCGGCGAGGGGCGAGGCUGCUGAGUGGGCUGCGAGGGGUGGGGAGGGAGUCAGAGUUGGGUGUGGGCUUUCUCACUGUGCUGUGCUCCCCACCCCUGGGACUUUUGAGAAGAGCUCUUGGGAUGGACCACCUCAAAGGAAUCCUGUGCUGUCCUAUGGCAGUUGACCCCUCGGGCCACUCAAGGGCUGCUGAUGCUGGGUUGAACUCUGCGGUCUGGUUUGGUCCUAGCUAAAUGAAAGACAGGUGUUCCAGGAGGGAACGGUCGGGAGGUCCUGGGAGGAGGUUUCUCUUAGCGAGAGAUGAGUCCCCAAGUUUCCUAUUGCUGCCUCUUCCCCAACCCCCCAACACACACACUGCGUGGCUUCCAUCUUCCUGUCUGUGUGUUCUGGAACCUACAUUCCUAGAACCUCAGAGUCUCUGGUGGUCUUGAAGAUGGGGAGGUGAGAAGGGAUCAGUGGGCCACUGGGAAUUCAGAAUGCAGCAAGGUUUCAAUACAGGGUGCUGAGUCAUCCUGGCCUGAUGAAAGAAGGCAAUUCCUUUGCCAGCACGGAGGCUGGUGUUGUCAGAUUUCCCUCGUCCUAGUCCCGCGGGCCUCUGUGUUGGCCUGGGGGUCAUGCCCUCGUCACAUCCAUUGUCGGCAGCUGCCUCCUGUGAGAGUCCGAGAUGAAGGAUACAGAGGGGGAGGGCUUGCUUUCUUGCUGCCCUUGCUGUGAGCUCUGUGUAGAGUCUGCACAUUGACUUAUUAACCUCGGUGGGUAGCAAACAUCAAGAGUCUUUUUGGAAAGUGAAGGAGGCAGAGGAUGGGGCUGCAGCAAUGGAAAGGGUCCUCGGGGCUCUGGGGUGAGCCGAGUAGGUGUUUCCUUCUGUAGAGGGGCGGGACUGAGAAGGCGCCCCUGGGUCUCCAUGUCUGUAUCUGUGACAGGCAGGAUGUGCUUGCUCAACUUGGGCCCCUUCUUUGUUCUGAGAUUCUUAGAAUCAGCCCUAAAUCUCUGUGUCCUUUUUCCUCAGGGCCACUCUGGACUGCCAGGGGGAGCCCUCUGUAGACCCUGAAUGGGUGGGGGCAGUUGCCUCAGAAGUCUCAUCCUUCUGAACGUGGGUGGCUUCCGAAAAGACUCUCCUCUCUUCCUUGGCAGUCACAACGCUGCAGGGCUGAAGUGCCCGAGGUCACUUUAGUUCUCCUUCACCCUCCUAGCCUCCCUGCACACUCAAAAAGCCCUGGUAAAGGGUUAUUUAUUUGCUUAUUUAUUUUUAAAGAGCUGGAGGUGGUUAGAUGGGUUUUGAAAUGACACCCCAUUAGCCAAUAUGGCCACCCACAUCUAGAUCAAUCUCAUGGCCCGCUACCAAACUCCAUAGUUUAGAAGUCCAUGCCAGAGUGACUGGGAAGGGGCAUAGCAUCAUGCAAGCUCCUUUGUAGCUGUGGUGGAUGCGUGAGGUCCCCCAGGCUGGUCUCCUUGCCACGCCCUCCUCACCUGGUCCCCCCCAGACUGAGUGUGAGUGAGUUGCUGUUAGAUGCCCACCUGGGAAUAGGGUGCCAUGGCCAGGGUCCUUUCCAGUUCUUGACUUUGGCGGUGAACCCAAUGCUGUCCUCUGAUCUCUGAGUGGAUCUUGAGGGUCACAAAGCCUCGUUUAGUUAACAGACAAAAAUCUUGAUAUUUCCUCCACUCAGAAGAUGGUGUGCAAAUCAUCCCUGGAAAGAGACCUUCUACAGGAGGCAAAGGUUCCUUGGUCCUUCUGGGUUCAGGUUGACCAUGACUCUUUCUCCUCUGAUGCUUACUUUGCGGACUACACUAGUGCAACUAUUUUUGGUGCUAAAUACUACAAAACCAACACCAACGGUAGAACAGCCAGCCAGCCCAUUUUUAGAGCUGUAUGAGACUCAACUCAGAAGCAAAAGCAGGUCAGUCUUGCCUGGAGAGCACAGGAUACAUGGGAAGGUAGAUGAUGACAUGGAGUGGUGGGAAGACCUCUGAGAUUUCUGGCUUUGCUCUAGUUUCUCAGGGGAUGUUGGCCAAGUCAACUAGUCUUGCAGAUUGUCCUGUUUCUCAUCUGAGGCAUUUAGAAAGUUGGAAUGGUUAUCCUUAAGGUCUCUUUCAGUUAAAAAAUGUUGUGUUAUGUUCACACUUUUUUUUUAGACUUGCUUGUUAGAAAUAAGAAGGAAAAUAAAAGAUAGGUAAGGAGGAGAAGGAGGGAGCAUUAUCAGUGGUGGUUAAGAUAUUGAUUACAGAAGCCAAAUCAGACAGGCUCAGUGAUGAUUAGGUCUGGGGGUUGUUGGUGGAGGGAAGUCAAGCAGACAAGCCCAGGACCCAAUUUUCAUACCUUUAAGGAAGGCUGCCAACUGGCCCCUUGGUUGAUCUUACCAACCUGUCCCCCUCAACUGGUCAUGCUACUCCAUUCAACACCAACAUACCCAAAGUUGGCAGAAACUGUUCCAAGACUUGUAGACAGUGUGCCUGCUUACUCGUCAUACAGGUUGCUGGCAGUCUGAGUCAAACAAAAUUCAAGAGAUCUUUACUUUCACCUGCUAUUGUGAGGAGCUAGGGCGUUGAAAAGACAUCAGUGUUUUAAGUGGCAGACUAUUCAACAAAGUUCUGCUUCAUUCAGGCAUGAUGAGUGACUUUCUUGCCAUGUUUCCAAACAAAACAGCAGCAGUAUUGUUUUCACUCAAGGUAUGGUUGUUACUAUGGAUGGUCUUGAGGUCUGGGGUCUUCCUUAUGCUUUGCUCAGCGUCUGGAGCAGAGAAAUAGCUAUAGAUGUUUGUCGCAUGAGCCCAUGUGCUGCCAGUCUACAGAGCUGCCCUCAAAGGCCCCUGGACUAGCUAUUGUCAGCUUUGGCUGGGAGCCAGCCUGCUACUGAGCCCAUAGCAAUUGCCUCAGAGCAAAAAAUGAUUCUGUAACCAAUAAGGUUUUGGUUCCUGGAGCACCAGUAUCUUCUUUGAUAUCAAUCUUUUUUUUUUUUUUUUUUUUGCUACACUUAAUAGGUUUCAAAGGAAGAUUCCAAGUUUUUAUAUUAUCAUUAAGAUAUCAGUAUAGGCUUUAGAACAUGUUUUGGGAUUGCCUAACAUCACAGGGAAUCAUCUUAAGUCAUCUAAAGGAGAGUGAGUGAAUGAUAGUCAUUCAGUCAUGUCUGGCUCUUUGUGACCCCAUGGACUGUAGCCUGCCAGGCUACUCUGUCCAUGGAAUUCUCCAGGCAAGAAUACUGAAAUGGGUUACCAUUUCCUUUUCUACUUAUGGAGAGAAUAGGCCUAUAUACCUUAUAUGCUUAUAUCCACAUAUUUCACUGGAAAGACUUCAGUGGAGGUCCCCUUGGAGUAAGAAAGUCGAUUCCAUCAAGCUUCAUCAAUUUGAGCCUUACAUGUCUCAGGGAUGAGAAAUCCAGAGAUGGACUGGCCUAAGAGAUGUUCAGAAAGGUCCUGAUGGGAAAUCUGUUCUCUUGUAAAGUUCGAUCGUUGGGGGCUCCCUGAAUUAAAUUCUGCUGGUGAUGA